AUGUCAUGGAGGGUGCUGUCCGCCCGAACGACUGCCCGUCGCAGCGCAACGGCACUAUCAGAGCAGUACCGCUGCUUCUCGUGUAGCAUGCGAGCGAAUCAACAAACACCAUCAUCACCACGAAAAUCCGAGGACGAAUCUCGAAUGACGCAUUUCGGGUUUGAGAAUAUUCCAGAGGCCGAGAAAGAGUCAAGGGUUGGCGCCGUAUUCAGUUCCGUCGCAAGCUCGUACGACACCAUGAACGACCUCAUGUCUUUGGGUAUUCACCGCCUAUGGAAAGACCAUUUCGUACGCUCACUCAACCCGGGCUCACCCAAAGUCUCAUCAACUCAAUCCGAAGACGACGGCCAAAAGGGAUGGAAUAUUCUCGACAUCGCGGGCGGCUCGGGCGACAUUGCAUUCCGCAUGCUCGACCACGCAACAAACAUCAACAACGACCGGGACACUCGCGUCACGGUCAGCGACAUCAAUCCAGACAUGUUAGCCGAAGGACGCAAACGAAGCCUCGAUACGCCGUACUACAAUACGAAACGACUCUCAUUCAUGGUCGCGAAUGCAGAACACAUGCCCCAGAUCCCCUCCAACUCAGUCGAUCUGUACACCGUCUCGUUCGGCAUCCGCAACUUCACCAACAAACAAGCGGCCCUCAACGAGGCAUUCCGCGUGCUCAAGCCCGGCGGUGUGUUCGCAUGCAUGGAAUUCAGCAAAGUGCAAGACUUUGCGCUUUUUAAUGAGGUUUACAAAAGAUGGAGUUUUAGCGCUAUUCCACUUAUUGGACAGCUCGUUGCAGGGGACCGGGCGAGCUAUCAGUAUCUCGUCGAGAGUAUUGAGAAGUUCCCUUCCCAGGAGGAGUUUCGGGAUAUGAUUGCCAAGGCCGGGUUUGUGAUUCCGGGCCGGGGGUAUGAGAAUUUGUCGUUUGGGAUUGCGGCGAUUCACAAGGGAGUGAAGCCUGUCUGA
Messenger RNA from Talaromyces marneffei, 957 nucleotides. RefSeq lists its product as uncharacterized. The transcript has 2 exons. Lineage: Eukaryota; Fungi; Ascomycota; Eurotiomycetes; Eurotiales; Trichocomaceae. Gene Ontology annotation, molecular function: methyltransferase activity. The coding region runs from base 1 to 957 and encodes 318 amino acids. The record is from RefSeq and is a predicted model, not a curated record. Gene Ontology annotation, biological process: ubiquinone biosynthetic process.